CUCGCUCCUGGCACUGCCCCGUGCGCUGCCACCGAUGGCUUGGCUGUGGCUCCUGGUCCUGCUGGCCCUGGCCGGGCCCGUGGGUGGCACCUGGGACACCUGCGAAGGGACCUGCGGGCUCCGGCCCAUGGCUGCCGACCACAACUCCCUGCUGGAGGCCAAGGUGCGGCUCAUCGAUGUGCAGCUGUGCAACAGCAGCCGGUGGUACGCGGGGGCCGUGCACCCCCACGACCUGUGCGCUGGGUACCCGCGGGGCGGCAUCGACACCUGCCAGGGGGACAGUGGGGGUCCCCUCGUCUGCAAGGACAACAGAGCCGACUACUUCUGGCUGGUGGGAGUGACCAGCUGGGGAAAAGGCUGUGCUGGGGCCAAACGACCUGGAAUCUUCACCUCCACCCAGCAAUUCCACGACUGGAUCCUGCUCCAGAUGGGAUUGCUCCCAGCAGUAACAGUGACCCCAAUGCCAGGGCCAACCACUGCCUCGACUCCUGAGCAGAAUCCAGAGCAAGGGGCCAGCCCGACCCCUACGGGGACACCGAUGCCAACAGAAUCAGGAAAUUCUACAGCCAUUUCACUCCAACAGCAGAUACUGGGGCAAUUCUUUAACCUGCUCCUGGAGCUCCUGGAGUUCCUAAGGGGCAAAAUGGAUUCGUCAGAAGGAUGAGCAGAUCCAGUGCUGGCUGCAGUGGACCGAGACCACGUGGGGCAUCGACUAUGGGGCCAAAGGCUGCCUCAGUGCCCAGGGCUGCUCUGUCCUGCCCACACUCCUCCCCAGAGCCCACCCCAAUGGUGAAGUUUUUUGUUAUCGAAAU
Empidonax traillii (willow flycatcher) is the source of this 812-nucleotide messenger RNA. Its product is annotated as acrosin-like. The transcript is spliced from 4 exons. The coding region runs from base 35 to 664 and encodes 209 amino acids. Lineage: Eukaryota; Metazoa; Chordata; Aves; Passeriformes; Tyrannidae. The record is from RefSeq and is a predicted model, not a curated record. Gene Ontology annotation, biological process: proteolysis; acrosome reaction. Gene Ontology annotation, molecular function: serine-type endopeptidase activity.